Spodoptera frugiperda (fall armyworm) is the source of this 5374-nucleotide messenger RNA. Its product is annotated as protein GUCD1. The record is from RefSeq and is a predicted model, not a curated record. Bases 365 to 1036 code for a protein of 223 amino acids. NCBI's taxonomy places the organism in Eukaryota, Metazoa, Arthropoda, Insecta, Lepidoptera, Noctuidae. The transcript has 5 exons.
ACGGCCGUAAGAGAUGAUUUUAAAUUUUUUUGUAGUUGAAUUAAUGUGAAUAUAAUUAUGGUCAAUAUAUUAUGUGAUCGAUCGAACCCAUCGAACCUAGGACGAAAAUACAAUCUCUAGUUCCGAUUCAUAAUAUUAAUCUAGUUCAACUAGGUACCCGAAUUAUUAUAAAAACAAUGUCAUUCACUAAUGAAGGCAAUUUUAUAGGCGAAAUCUGGAAACACUAGAAAAGUCGCAAACUGUAAAUAAACAGUAAUAAUAUCGGGUGAGUCAGAUUUAUUAGGAAAAUAGAUAAACAAGCAAAUAGGAAGUGAUAAACUAACAUGUGAACUACUUCUUCUAGUGUGGAAUUUGUUGGGCUACAAUGUCUGCGAGUGAAAAAUACGUGGAACACAAUGUGGAGCAUUACCAGCAGCGAUACAACUGGGACUGCGGAGUGUCCUGUGUGCUGAUGAUGCUGCCAAGAGAACAGAGAGAGGAGAUGCUCAACAACUUCGAGGAUAUCUGCGAGGAGGAGGGCUUCAGACAGUCUACGUGGACUAUAGACCUGUGUUAUCUAUUGAAGAGAUUUGGCAUCAAGCAUAGCAUGUACACCACAACACUGGGAGUGAAUGAAGACUGCAGGAGACACGGAUACUAUGACAGAAUUAUUCAUAUGGACCGUGACCGAGUGCUACGUCGGUUCGACGAGGCGACGUCCCGGGGCAUCCACGUGAGGAAGCAGUCGCUCGGCUACCGCGACCUACUCCUCCACUUGCAUACAUCAGGUCCUGCUAUAUUGCUGGUCGAUGCUACACUGCUGGUCUGUGAUCUCUGCAAGCAUAACAAAUUGAAGGCUGAGUUCAGACGUUGUUUCGGCGGCAGUUACUCGGGGCACUACAUCGUGGUGGUGGGGGCCCGCGGCAGUAAGCUGCUGUACCGCGACCCGGCGCUGGCCGCGCGGCUGUGCGCCGCCUCGGCCCCAACACUACUGCGCGCGCACCGCGCCUCCGGCACCGACAUGGACGCCGUGCUCGUCUACAGGGACUACAGGUAACGGAUCCUUCAAGAACCACUCAUAUUAAGCUAAGACACUGUUCUGACUCUGAUAGAGCCGAACUAUCGGGAACUCUAGUCGUAUAUUUAACCGAUUACAGAAAAAGCAGGAGAUUCUAUAUUUAUCUGUAUGUUUUUUUCUGAAAGCUGACGGAAAAUGUUAAAAGCAGAUGGCGCUAGUGUCGAUUUGGGCCAUAUGCCACAGUACACUCGAAUUGUCAUUACAUAUUAGAAAUGUUGUCGAGUAGACAGUUUACAGCUAAUAACAAUAAUUGUAUUAGACCUUAUCGUUUAUUCACGUAAUAUUAAAUAAACCAUUCCUUUAUUAAUAAAAUAUGUAUAUAUACCUAAGUCAUAAAUUGUGCCUUUACAUAGUUAAAUUUAUGAAUAAAAUAUGUCAUCAAUGUAAUUUACUAGAAUUUCUCUCUCAAACUUAAAUUUUAAGAAAUCACAUGCAGCCAUUUCUAUAAAGUUGUACUGAUUUGCUACUAAAUACUUAGCUUAUGUUCCAAAAUUGUAUGCUUGAGAACUUCUCUAAUGUAAAUAUUUGAAGUUAAUGUUUUGUUGACUAUUAUUUGCAUAAUUAUUUAAGUCAGUCAGUGGUGUACAAAUGGCAAAAAACGUAUUAAGUAAGUAAUAAAUACUAUAGAACUGUUAUGCUAUACUUAUGUCUACAUUAAUUUUGAAAGGUAAGGUAAGGUGACAUCUCGCCACUCCAAAUAGCACUUUUCUGUACCACCUACCUACUAUCCUUUUGUUGGCAUUUAAAACCGUCUGUAAAUAAAAUGCGCUGUCAUCCAAAACCUCAGCAAAUUAAAUGAGAGGCAGGUGGCCACGACAUGUUACUUGUGUUUAUUUACAUAAUUAUAAUUAUUUUUUUCUUAAAUAUAGCUGGUAUUGGUAGUAUAGUUACUUAUAUUCAUAGUUGUAACCAUGAGACUGAACAUCCUGAGACAACUAGAUUUUGUUUUUUUUUUUUAACUAAUAACAUAUUAUGUAUUAUCAGAAUAAGUUCCAUUACAUCCAUGUGUAAUGUGUUAAAUGUUCUACUAGCUGUAUCGUCAAUAGCGCGACUGCCAAGUAUAGGUUCUUGUGUUUAUCAGACAAUAGCUGACCCGGCAAACUUUGUAUCGCCUCUUAACCCUUCCUUGAACUUCCACAAGUACUUCAACACCAAAAUUAGCCAAAUCGGUCCAGCCAUUUUCGAGUUUUAGCGAGACUAAUGAACAGAAAUACAUUUUUAUUUAUAAGUAGAAGAUAGGACAACCUGUGGUUGGAAUUAUGCCUGUUAUAUGGCAAAAUGUUUUACUUUAACACAUUUCACACAGAACAAAAUAAUACUUUAAUUGUAAUAACAGUAACUUUACUUACUGUUUACAUCCUAAUAGUUCAAAGAUGAUUAACAAGGCUUACCUUGACUACAGCUGGUCUCUCAGUUCAAAUCUCUUGUCUAUCUGAUGCAUUGACUGUUCCUUGCUCUUCAAUAUCUUCAUGCAACGUCAAUAAUCAUUUUGCCCCUCUUGGUCCCCCAAUCACCCUGAAACACAUUACAUAACUAUAGCUAAGUACCUAUAUUAAUUUAGUUUUAAAUAAAAUUAUAUUUUCCAUUAGUUACACAAUAAUAUACAAUUUUGAUGACACACAAAAUCCACGCACUACUUAUCUACACACACAAACAUAACGUGUUAAAUAUUUAUCACGGAUCACUUUUAACAGAUUUAACAAGAACUUUACAAUCACAGUUCUCUACCAAGUGACAGGCUAACAAUUUAUAAUUGUCCUAUAGGUACUAUGUAUAGAGCUAGAGCCAGCACAUCAAAAUACACUCAGCUGUCAAAAUUAUUCAAUACAUUUUCAUCUUUAUUGCAAAAACAGUAAAGUUGUAAAUCUAAUAAAGAGAUCUGACAGAUUUGGGUACAUCGAUACUUCGGUAACGCUAUGAGCAAUGCGAUGGUCAAUGGUCAAUCAGCCCUUCAAGUCUUGACAGUUAACAUUCCUUUACAUAUUUAUUGAUUUUGAGCUUUAUAACAAAACUGAUAAGGUUGAUAAUCUAUUUAGAAAAUUUAUUGAUUGUUGUUUUAAUAGUCGAGAUUUUCAGCCUUGUCUUUAAAUGCCACUUAGAAAUCAUAUAAAAAUCAAGUAAAUAAUAAUUUAUUAAAUUCUUAAUAUUAUUGCGCAGUUACUUAAUUUUGCGUUCAAUUAUAACUCUAACAUAGUGUGAACACAUCCUUACCUGGGUAUUUACAAACCAUAGAGCAGAAAAAUCUAUAAUUUCUGUCUAUUUUCGUCUAUUCUUGGGGAUUUACCACUUAAUGAAAACGUUGUGCUAUAUUAAACUUUAAGGCUGUAGUAAUAAGAUGUAUUAUUGUGUAAUAUGUGAAUGUUGUAGUUUUGAUAGUAGAUCGGAUUUAUCUAGCACGUGUAUAUUAUACUCAAUGGUGCAAUCCAUGGCCAGGGCCACGAUAUAAAUACUUAGACUACUGAUGUAUAUAUGUAAAUAACAAAUUGAUGUAUUGCAUAAUGGAUGCUACUAUAUUUCUAUAAAUUACAUUAUUCCCACUUUCUACCAGUUAUACUGCUUCGUUGGUCGAGUGGUUGCAAGUGCGUCGGCUGGGCAAGGAGUCUCAGUUUCGAUUCCCGGGUCGGGCAAAGUACUACUAAGCUUUUUUCGGUUUGUGUCUGGUAUAUGGCAAUAGUCUCACCCUCAUAACAUGGAAGUUAUAAAUGAUAACAGUAGGUAAUGGUGAAAAGUAGCCGUACAUUAUACAGUAGCAUUACGUGCUAUUAUGUGCACCUCUGCUUACCCCUUCGGGGAUAAAACAUUUGACGAUACGUUCGCCAGUAAUAUUAUGUAGGACACGAAAUAUGGACCAUGUAUGUAUCAAUCAAUCAAUGUAUUUACAAAAAUAUGGCGCAAUUUGUGUUACAAUAAUUCAUUCUCCGCAUAUCCUGCCAUAUUAUGGCCGAUAUCUAAUUUAUUAUUGUGUAAUGAAGCUAUUUUGUAGCCUGUUUGCUAUAAAUAAUUAGUUAUUUAAGUCUUAAUUGGGGACAAGUCUAUUCAUCUUGCCAAGUACCAAUAAACGUAUGUAUCAAAAUAAACUUAUCGCGUCUAAGACUGCUGGGAAAUAUAGACAAAUGUAACGCGUGUGUAUACAGAGGUGCACAUUAUUAAACGGAACACCCCACUUUUCACUAGUCAUGUAUGACGCCGAAAUAAUAUAGGUUACGCACAGCGUUUCUGCUUAACCAGGAAUCAAACUUCAGAUGUUGUUCUUGAGACUGAGUGUAUUAGGUACAUGGUUUUAUGUGGACCUCUGCCUACCUCUUUUAGGAAUAAAACGCGUGACAAAAAUUAAAUAAAAAAAUAUGUGAUGCAAUGCAACAUGGGCACUAAUACAUAUGCGAGGUGAAAUGAACGUUAAUUUUAUUAUGUGUAAGGUGGGAAAUUGAUUGUAUUGUAUGUCUAGAUGUAGCCAAUGAACAUAUUAAUAUCGUCUUUGUUAUUUUUAAUGUAGGUAAGACAGAGGUACAUGCACUACAAACAAACACUCCAAUUUAAUUUAUUAGUCUACAUACAUAGGGUUGAAAAUCUGUUAAAAAAUAUGCCAGAUUGGAUGUAGACAGGUAUUCCCCGCUCUUUAUCCCCGUGUGUACGGGAACUACCCAAUGUUUCCGGGAUUUGGCCGAUAUCCAUACCUACUUAACUUCCAAUAGUGAGCUAUUGAUUGUUGUAUUUAUAGUAUUUUUUUUUAAGUGUGAGAGAGCCAUGUUUCGGCACGAAUGGGCCGGCUCGACCGGAGUGAUACCACGGCCGAGCAGACAACCGACGUGAAACAACGCUUAUGUUGUGUGAGUGAGGUUACCGGAGGCCUAAUUUCCCCUUCCCAAUCCCCGAUUCCCCAACAACCCUUACAUUCCUUACCCCCAAAAGGCCGGCAACGCACUUGUAACGCCUCUGGUGUUUCAAGUGUCCAUGGGCGGCGGCGAUUGCUUACCAUCAGAUGAUACGUCUGCUCGUUUACCGGCUUGGUCCAAAAAAAAUGGGAAUUUCGUAUUGUAUGAGUAACCUUCAAUGCACCUUCACAGAAAGGCGCAAUCUUACACGAUCUGCAAAUAUUUCCUCAAAAAUCCUUGCAUGUUGAAUCACCAUUCAGGAUGAAUGUGGCACUGAGAAAUCCUAGACUAAGUCAGUAAUAUGUAUAGAAUGAUAAUAAGUCUGGUGGUAUAUCAAUCAAGACGACAAAAUGAAAUGUGAUGUAUGUAAAUAAGAUUAAAUAAACUAUGCUAAGUACCGUAUAAGUACAUAUUUUGUAAGGAAAAUAAAUUAUUUAAAACUAUG